Molecule: messenger RNA, 1330 nt
Organism: Prunus avium (sweet cherry)
Lineage: Eukaryota; Viridiplantae; Streptophyta; Magnoliopsida; Rosales; Rosaceae
Source: RefSeq, a predicted model, not a curated record
AUGGGUGAUGAUUCCAUAGUUGUGACUGGUACUAGUGCAUCUACACCGAAGGAGGCACGUCCCUCGCGUGAUUACUCUACCCCGAUUACAUCUGACAAAUUGGAUGGCUCCAAUUAUGCCUCUUGGUCUCGUGGUGCGCGUAUUACGAUAACUAGUCGUCGUAUGGCAAGUUGGAUCAAUGGGAAGAAGCCUGCUCCGUCUCAGGACUCCGCUGACUAUACCGAAUGGGAAGAAGAUAAUUGUCUGGUGCAGUCAUGGCUUCUAAAUUCCAUGACUAAACCAGUUCGUGCCUUGUUCGAACGUGGUGAUACUGCUUUUGAUAUAUGGGAGGCUGCUCGGAAGACCUAUACUGUGACUCAGAAUAGUUCUCGUUUGUUUCAACUCCGACAGCAAUCCAUACUUAUAGGUCAGAAUGGUGAAUCUGUGAAAGUGUUCUAUGAAAAACUUCAUGCUAUCUGGCAAGAGAUUGAUUGUCUGCGUCCGCAUGAGUUUAAUUGUUCUACUGAUGGGGCUCGUCGUCUGAAAGAAAUUGAAGCCGAUCGAGUUUAUGAUUUUCUUGGUGGGCUAGAUCCACCGUAUGAUGGUGUUCGUAGCCGUAUUCUUGCUCUUAGCCCUGUUCCACCCCCUCUCGAAGCCUAUGCCAUGGUCAUGGAGGAAGAUACCCGUCAGUCCGCUAUGCUUGGAGGAGGAUCGCUGGCUCUUAAGGUGGAUCCAGCACGUCACCGACCGGUCGCCCCGCAAGUAGCGACCGGUCGCCCGCCGCAAAAAAAGUUUGGAUCUUCUGCUGGGUUUUGUCCUUCUGCCUCCCCCUCUCUUGAAGGUCCACCUAAGUGCCGCCAUUGUAAUGGGGAUCAUUACUCUGAAAAGUGUUUUAAGGAGCAUGGUUACCCUGAUUGGUUUGCUGACUACAAAGCUCGUAUGUAUGGUCCCAAGGCCACUUACACUGUGACUCCUGAUGAGGCCCGUCCUCCAACUCCAUCUGCAAAUCUGUGUGCUUCUGAUACUAUGCCAGGAUCUCAGGACUCACGAGAAGAUUGGGCAUGGUAAACGGAUAGGGGGGUUAUAUUACUUACAGUUGCCGGCUGCAGCAGUUCGUGAUUGUGUCGCUAAUAAAGCUCUGAGUGGCAGUGUCAAGGACAAGCACCAACUUUGGUUAUGGCAUCGUCGCUUAGGACAUCCGUCUUUUGGUUAUCUUAGACAUUUGUUUCCUUCAUUAUUUAGUUCAUGUGAUGAGUCUAGUUUCAAAUGUGAGACUUGUGUAAUGGCCAAGAGCCACCGUACUGUUUUUCCCUUAAGUAAUAAUAAAGCUGCUUUGCCUUUUGAGUUAGUA